Molecule: messenger RNA, 10628 nt
Organism: Schistosoma haematobium
Lineage: Eukaryota; Metazoa; Platyhelminthes; Trematoda; Strigeidida; Schistosomatidae
Gene: MED10
Product: Mediator of RNA polymerase II transcription subunit 10
Exons: 5
Coding region: 854-1339 (161 amino acids)
Biological process (GO): positive regulation of transcription by RNA polymerase II
Cellular component (GO): mediator complex; chromatin
Molecular function (GO): transcription coregulator activity
Source: RefSeq, a predicted model, not a curated record
CUGCGUUCAGGCUGCAAGCCCCUGUUUAAAAGGUGACUCAGACAUACUAGAAAAAGUACAGAGGGCAGCUACGCGUGCAAUUUCGGAACUCCGGGGUUUAUCAUAUAAAGAGCGGCUUGAAAAACUGAACCUCUUUACUCUGUCCUAUCGCAGACUAAGGGGAGAUCUAAUCUUGAUGUACAGAAUACUGAGAAAUGAUUUCGGACCUAACUUAUUCUCUCUCUUUCUUCCCACUAGAUCGGGACACCUCAGAGGACAUAGCAGGCGAGUAGAAAAGCCAAGAACGAACAAAAUACCCGUGGCAUACAGUUUUUCACACCGAGUCAUCAAUACUUGGAACCUGCUGCCUGAAGCAGUGGUGUCCGCACCUUCAAUUGACUCUUUCAAGAGAAAACUGGACACUCACAGAAGCAUACUAGAGAAAGAAUAACAUAGGCCGUAGGCUUUCUGUCCUUACUACACAAAUCUGAAUCUGAUUCGGGCGUUUCGGGUUUUUCCGGAUUGUGCGCUACAUUUUCUCUUUCAGAUUGUCCGUUUGAAUUACGUUGAGUUUGAACUUAGUUGGCUGAUUGGAUUGUGCUGAAAACCAUAAACAUCUAUCUCAACAUUGAGAAACAAAUGCAAAGGAAAUAAUCGGUUCAUAUUAGCCCCACAUAGAGUGUAUAUUGUAAUACACUCUUGUAACUCGUUCCUGUUUGUCUGUCAAGCCUACAUGCUUCAACCAAAAGCAUUUGGUUUUGUGUAGUUCACAUCAAUAUUGUAUAAAAAUCCACGGUUGUCGUCCUGCUCAACUUUUCGCUACAGAAGGUCUCAUUAUUGUUUCCGUUGUUCACUAAUAAUUGUUAACCCACUCAUGGUCGAUCGUAACCGUUUCGAAAUUUUGGAAGAAAACAUCGAAAGUAUUAUUGAUCAUUGUAGGGAGGCUGGAAUUGUUGUUUGUGACUAUCAACCAAGUGUGUCGUUUCAGAAAAAGAUCAACGAUCUAGUGUAUAAAUUACAGGAUGUGGAUCGUAUGCAAGUUGAAAUGCAAGAUGUACAUGUUCCUAUUGAAUUAUUUUCCAAAAUCGAUGCUGGUCAAAACCCUCAGUUGUACACUCGUGAGUGCAUGGAACAAGCACUAGCCAAGAAUGAGGCAGUCCGUGGAAAAUUAGACAGCCUUCGUCGUUUCCGAAUGUUACUUAUGUCCGAAUUGUCUCGUCAAUUUCCAAAUGAAAUGGCUAAAUAUCGAGCUGUACGUGGUGAUCCUGAAGCUCCGACACUUGGUCCUGCAAUGUCCAGUAACUCUCAAUCAAAUGGAUCUGGUACUGAGACUGGUCCAGAAUCCGUUUCACUUAGAUAGAUACUUUCAGUAUGUUUUGUUCUCAACAAGCAUAUGCUUCCUGGAAAUCGUUUUCAUGAUUAUCGUGAUAAAGUGUUUUCUUGUAUAUAUUCUCUAAAAAUUUGUUUGGUUGUCAAUAUGACUAGUAAUGAGUUUGUUGAUCGAAUCAUUUUUUUCUAGUCUAAAAUAUUACGGAAUACCACAUUUGUAUAGGAAGAAAAUAUUUUGAGGCUUACUAUUGUUUAGAGGUGAAAGGCAAGAUUUCAAGUAGGAAUUACCAAGAAACACUGCUGAUAGACUGAUAUCCAUAUUUGUAACAAAUAUUUUGUUAUUUUUGCUUCAUUUGAUAAAGCAACCAAACUACUUAACAUCCUCUUUUUAUGUACUAUUUGCUAUAACUUGUGAACCUGUGUGCCCUGUUUAUUGGAUAACGCAACGAUACCGCCAGUCAGAGAGCAGUGAAUUAUCGACCGAACCAGUGACGCAUAAAACAUGUGCGAGCAGCCUAGAGUCCUGAUUGGCCCUACUUCCUGUCUAGCCCAGCCAGUUAAGUCCAGAACGCCAAUCUCAGCCUCUGCAAUAUGAGUCUUUUAUUUCAAACAUACAGGGUUUAUAUACCAAUCAAACAGUCCACAACGUACCAUAAAAUAGAAACUAACAUUUGUACGAUAUUUGGCCAAAAGUGGCUGUGAGUGGGGGAGGUAGUGAUUAACAGGUAGGGAAUAAGUCAAGAAUGGUAAAUCGUAUAAUAAUAGUUCAUAGGUCGAAAUAAAACUUAUAAUAAAAGGGACAUGAAUAUGAACAGUUUAGUUACAUGACAAUUACACGAUAAAAAUAUACUCAUAGUAUCGGUCCAUAAAUGGAUCCCAAAAAUUACCAUCCAUUAUUCUUAUCGGGAGAUAACACUAUUACAUCUUCACUCUGCUUUAAUGGUGUCUCUUCAUAAAAUACUUUUUUAUAAAGCCUUUUGUACAUAUACAGACAGAGGUUAUUAAUUAACUUGAAGUUAUUUCCACCUUCCAUGAUGGUCAUCAAGAUAAAGCUAUGCACAAAGUUCAAAAUGUUGACAUUUUUAACAUUGGAGAAUAUUAGAUGUUAGCUAAAAACUCAUAACAUAUAUGUUCGUUUGUUCCAGUCAGUAACUGAACAAACCUAAUUAUCACCUAACUUCUAUGUCUUUUUUGUACUUAUCGUAGAUAUCAGUUUGUUUAGACUUAACAACUUCAUUAAGACAUGUUAUAUUUGUUUAAACACAUAAAUAUUGGUACAAAGAGGCACCGAAUUUAAUGCGCCACACUUCAUCAUUCGACUUUUGCGAGGGCUUAAAUUCUGCCCGGGCGCCCGGACCGAAGCAAGUGUUUUUCUUAGGGGGCCACUUCCCGAGCCUUUAACCUAAAGGCCUAAUCUGCAAGGUAGCGGAGCGAUGUUAGGAGAUCCAGUCACAUGGUAGCCGGUGACCAACAAUAGGUUCAUAGGCCAUCUUUUGCUUCAGGGUCCUGGAGUCCAUGUGAACUUUUGGUUCGGAGUUAAGGUUCUCCAACUCCCCUAGAUGAACCCUCUAUAUCCACCAACCCUGUUGAAGCGCCGAACAUUCGUUUUUCGCUCUUUGGAUUUCACAAACAGCACAUCAGCCGCGAGAAGGCAAUGAGUAGGACUUCCCUAACAGUGACUAUACGCGUGGCUAUGUGAGAGCGUUUUGAGGAGAGUGGGUUCUCCCCAUGCUCGACCGUACCAAAGAUUUGGGGGCGAGCUAAAAAUUGAAUUUUAAAGGUGUUUUCAGGGCACCGGAAUUAACUUGAUUGGUUUGACAGAGAUCGAUGCAAAUAAAGAGUCGGUUUGCAAUGUUUUUAUUAUGCAGUCAGCAUAUGAAUUCUUACUUUCGAAAGUCUCAUACUACAGUAAACAGAUAAACAAAAUCAAAGCUUGUCAAUAGUAAUAUCUUAAUAAUAGAUGUUGCUGAAGUUUCCGAUGUUAGUUCUUCACUAUCUUGUUAACAUCAACUCGUAUUACAUACAUGUGUUGUGAAAAUUGAUCGACUGAUAUGUUUAUUAAUCUAGAAAACGAAGUUUACGAAAGUCAUUUUUAGCAUACAAGCCAUUAAUUUUCACCGUUUAUUACUAUUAAGGUUCUUAUUCUGAACGUUUAAAUUGUUUUACAGUAGACAAAAGAAUAGGUCAGGAUUGUCUUUAUAAGUGCAUGGAUACUUGAACAAUCAUUUAUCCAUGAAUCACGGAGUUUUUAAUAUAAAGCUAGUCUUAGGGUAUUUUUUUGUCAAUAACAUUUAUUUGUCAUUUGUGAUAAUUCUUGUCCAAUAAUACACAGUGAUAAAAAAGAAAGUACCUUGCUAAAUUUUCCCCAAAAAACCCAAAUGAAACACAAUUACUUGUAAUGAUGGUCAGAAGGCCUUGAUUCUUGAAUAAAUUUCGAUCUUGCUUUUUUCGAGAUCCUAUUCAGUUUAUGAUUUCUUUGAUUAUUGGUUAUAAAGGAUUUUCGUUUAAAUCUCAAUACUACUUUCCCGGUGCUAAUACACUUCAUUAGUUGAUUGUGACUCGAAGUGCGCUGUGUUUGUUAACUCACCUCACGUUCUCAGCUACACCAACGACCAUCUUUCAGACUACAACUGAUUCUGUUCUCUUUUUUAAAACUUCUUUUCUCGAUCAAACCCGACGUAGAUCCUUCAAUGGUAAUAACAGAAAUACUAUACUUGGAAUUACCCUUUUCAGAAUAAUAAAUCUGUGGUGUUUGAACCCUCUUACUUUUAAUUUUUUCGAAACAUGGACAUAACUAUUCGAUAAAUCUAUUUCAUGUUUACUCUAGUAUUAUUACUUUACAAAGUUAUGAUAUUCAAACAUACUUUAUAGUGAGCUCAAUAAGAUUAAUAAAAUCCGUAGUAGAUCAAACAAAUUCAAUGUGGAAGAUCGAGAUAGUCAUUCAAAUGGUAGUGCAAAUGAGAAAAUACGACCUAGGUCUACCUUAAAUAAGUGAAACAAGCCGAACAAAACACUAACUUCAGGAGUUUUUACUUUAUUAUGGCUAUGAAGAAGCCAAUGCUCGUUGCAUACAGAGUUACAUUAAUGCCAUGCAAAGAAGCGCGAAAGGCGCUUAUAGGAUACGGACAAACUGAUGAUGGCAACGAAAAUGCUAGAGAUCAAUUUUAUGAAAGUGUCUUUAGCCUAUUGUAGAAAAAUCCUCAGGAAAACACAUGACCAACUUAAUGGGGAACCUAAAUGCCAGGGUCGAAAUGGACAUCACGGAGCAUGAAAGCAUCAUUGCUCAAGGUGAACUAGGAGAAAUAAGAGCAAAGAAAUCGAAUAAAUGAGCUGAAUAUACAGGAGGAAACGGCUGUAAAAAGCACUAGAGGUAGGAAGCGAAAAUAUGUGGGAGGCCUGGUAACUUCAGCAGAAAAAUCUGUAGGAGAAGGAAGUAUGAGAGAACUAUUUAAAACGACUAGGAAGCUAUCAAGAAAACGUAGUAGACCGGGGUGGUCGGUCAAGAACAGUGAAGGUAAAACGAUCGCCGAGAUUCGAAAGCGGCGGAAAAGGUGGGUAGAGCACCCUGAAGAGCUCUUGAAUAGGCCAGCGCUGUUGAAACCAACGAACAUCAAAAGAGCGCACAAAGACCUUCCUAUAGAUUCUGAAGUACAACACGACGAACGCCAACCAAGUCACACCUGAUGGUGAAUCUAUGAAAGAGGUGGAACCUUCACAUAUCUGGGCAACAUCGUUGAUAAUCAAAAAAUAUCUGGUUCAGAUGUAGAGUGACAAAUUGGCAGGACGAGGUCAACAUCUCUAUAAUUAAGUGAUAUCUGGAACAUAAAAUAGCCCUCACGCAAGACCAAAUUCAGAAUUUCCAACACAGACGUUAAAAGUGCGGAGAUUAGGAAAAGACACUAGGAUGGAUAGUACACACCGAGGAAACCAAUAAAUUGUGUCACGAGGUAAGUCCUUGUAAAGUAUGAUCGAUAAACGAACCCACCAAUGACAACAGGAAACGACCACUAUAACAUUAACUUUCUUUGACCUUGUAUGACUAUGCUUUGCUUAUUCACCAACCAUAGUUUUAUGUUUAUAUUGAACGAUAUUAAGUUCGUUGACUCAUUUUUCUAUCCUCUAGUUACUGUUCAAUAUGUUAUUCAUGUCUUUCUUUUUCCCUGUUUAAUAGACUGUAAUAAUUGUUUAUUCCGUGUGCUAACAGUGUUAGUUUACGUUUUAGGAACAGUUUAUUGAACCAAAUAGAUAACUUGUUCUGACUUUGGCUAAGCUAAUACUCUGUGCUCGACAGUCUAGAGAGUAGUUUGGAAUUAAAUCCUACAGUCCUAACUUGGAAUCCUCCGAACAAAAGACAAGGAGGCAGACCAAAGAACACAUGAUAUCGAAAAUUGUAGACCGAAAUCAAGACCAUGAAUAGCACCGACAACAAGUAGAAAGGAGAACUCAGGACAGGUUUGGUCGGAGAUCUCCGGUUGGAGUGUUCUUUAAACUGUAGCUGUAUCUUUUGUUAGACGGAAAUCAGCUAUAAUGUAAUUCUACUUACUAGUAAUCAGAGUGACUACCUAUAAAAACAGUUUCCUCUUCUGCUGUUCGGGAUAAUUCAGAGAACCUUUCUGAUAUGAAUCAACAUAUGCUCACUAGUGACUAGCUUCAAGAGGUAUAUCCCGGAGUUCUAAGGAGGAGCAGUGACCAGUGGAGUUCAACCGGUUCAGUUGUGAGAUAGUAACUCGCUGACGACAAUGGUGGAUGUGUCGCUCGAGUCGGAAUGAUGAUGGAAGUCACAAGGAUUGUUGAAUUCCAUCACAAUCCCUGAGGCGACAUAUGUUCAAUGAUUUUUUCUCACAUCACAUUUAAAUAUACAGACAUACAACUGUUAUUUCCACAGUUUCUAUGACGAAUUAAACUCAGUUCCGGUUCGUAAUUUUGAUAGUCUACUUGGCGACCAAUCAGAAUGAAGCGGGAAUUAUCACUGCCGCCAUCUUUAUAAGCAACGAUGGUUGGUUUGUCUCGUUCUGCAUUUUUACGCUGUUUUUUUUUGGUAUAGCUGCAUAAUUUAUUGUUUUAGUGCGUUAAAAUUCCUCAAUUUAUAUAAUGCUCUAAGUGUUGGAGCUGAAUUUUUAAAAUCCGCCCUGCUUUCUUGAUUUUUGCUGCUGCUACUAAAUUCAGUGUAUUCCUUCAGACAAGCUCGCUUGUUUUAUGUGACGAAAUGUUAGUCCGUUUUGUUCUUAGUAUUAUUUUGUAGAUAUCGGAAACCAGAAUUACUUUUUUAAGCUUUCCACUUUUUGUACCGAAUGACUCGUCACACAACACCAAGCCUCACUUUCAACACUGUUAACAUGAUUGGACAACUUGUUUAGUAAACAGUUAACAAGUGAACUAUGUAUAUAUAUAUUUGAUAAUUUGGGUGUUCGAUUACAUAUUUUUGAUAAGCCUUGAACCAUUUUUACUUGGGAAACGGAAUUAUUUAAAGUUCAAUCUUAGGGCUUUUUGCAGUUAUAGUUUUUCUCCUUGAUGAAUUGAGGCUUAUUUUUUAAGAGGAUGUUCAAACUGUCAACAUUCCAGAGAUUUUAGAGAGUGUGAAUCUGAAUAUUACAUGGUUUUUACAUUAUCUCAUUCAAUCGAAGUUGUAAGUGAUCAUAUGUUUACCAAAUAAACAGAACAGACAAUAUGAUCUAGCUGUUUCCGUGAUGCUACACCUAUUCUUUGUGCAAUCAAACUACUAGGUUGGCUGAUGUACCAAAAUAUCACAAUCUAUCGCUUUAUAUCUUGUCUUUUACUACUUGAUUAAACCUUGAUAAAAAUUUCGAUGUGACACUUUGUUACGUGAUACUUUUUAUAGAUUACUAUUCAAUGUAAAGCAAUUGAUUUCUCACGCAAAUACAUAAUCACGCUGACUUCGUAAAACAAGGUAAAGUACAUAAAAUAACAUUGAGUAAGAUCAGUGUAGGAGGUAUUUUAGAGAUUAUUCAUUUUGUAUAUUUACAUUAUAGACUGUGUAAAAUGUGAUCGAUAGACGAACUCACCAAUAAUAAAGGGAAACGCCCACCACCACAUUAACUCCCUUUGACCUUGUACUACUGUAUCUCUUUAUUAACCAAUCACAGUUUGAUGUCCAUUGUAAAACAAAAUUUUACUUGUUGAUUCAUUUUUCCUAUCCUCUGGCUACUGUUCAGUAUGUUAUUUGUGUUUUUUCCCUGUAUUGAUAGACCGUACAGUUUGUUUGUACACUAGCGAUGUUAAUUUGUUUUAGAAACAGAUAAAGUUUAUCUAGCCAAAUAGCUUGUUUGUUCUGACUUUGGUCAAACCAAGACUCUGUAUUCGACGGUCUAGAGAAUAGCUCAGAAUUAAUCCUACAGACUGAUUAACUAGACAAAUAGUAAUAACCAGUCAGGACUUGGUAACUAUCUCUCCACAACAUAGGACUUGUUUGUAUUGUCAUCAAAUCUCGUGAGGAGAGCACGUUAACUUCAAACUUUUCAUUCAGUGGUUCACAGUCCCAACAAAAUGGUUUAUUUAAAACUGUAUUAACCCUAUCAGUCAGACUUGAGAAAGAGGAGUCAAAUAUUAGUUAUUCAUAGUUUGGUUAUGACUAUGGGACUCGUGAUGAUUACACCCGGUAUCGAAUUUAGUUGCAGAAGACAGACGGUUUUAAUAUGAUCGAGUCACAAUCACCAUAUUAGGUAGUAAAUGUAUGGUACAGUAAGGGAUUCUAAUAACUCUAAUGAUAAUGAUAAUAGUUUCUAUUCUGGAAAUUAGUCUACACUACACAACCGUUUACGAGCUUGACCAAAUAGAUAUAAAUUGCUAUGUAAUCCUUGUGAAAAAUGUCUAAUUUUACGUUAUCUGGAUAAACAUGGUUUGCAAGUAACUUUGGUUAGGACAAAUUCAGAUUGAUGAAUAUCAAACAAUAAGCGUAAUGGAAGGUGUGAAAAUGUAGAGUUUAGUGAUGUUGCAGUAUAGCAUUAAGUGGUAUUUUUACAGUCCAAGGCUUACCUUGAAUAAAUUAUUUUCGCUUGAGAUGUUUUCAGUCCUUUUUGGUGAUCUCCUCAAGACGUAUAAUUAUAGGGUUGAAAGAAAUCUUUGCUUUGCUUCCCGACUCCUGAACGUUUCAUGAAUUCAAUCCUCUAUAAAGAUAAAUAUGUAGGGCCAUUUCAUAAACUGACCAUCUCGUUAUUUUGUCCUUUCGAACUUUGUGGAAAAAGCUGAGAAGUGGUCAGUUUAUGAUAUGACACCUUGGUAUAAAAGGAAGCUGUACAGCUUUGCCGUCUGUCAGUCAAUUGGGACUCUAGUUUAAGUCAUAAAGUAGAUGCGACUCAGUGAUUCUAGAUGUUAUAAGGUAUGGCUCGGAGCACAAGCCAAUGACGGUUUAUAGGAGUGAGAACUUGUCUUACUGAAAGAAUUAUUCCUGGUUGUAUUUUGUAAAUAAAUUAUCUAUCCUGUUAUAUACCGCUCUCUUCCAUUUAUUUUGGUUAUACUUUCUCACCUCUCUUUGUCUUUUUAUGAUUCUGUUUUCUUAUUUGUGUGAUGCAUAUUUAUUUUGGGGCCCAGUUGCACCAGCACCUAUGUAUUUUAAAUAAAUAAAUAGAUCCAAGAUCUAGUAUUCUGAAAAGCUUGUUAACAUCGAGUCCCUGGUUUGAGUCUGUAACAUCGUAUUAUUUACCUCUUAAUGUCAUAAUUGAGAAUAUUACCUCUUCAUUAAACUAAUAUAACCUCAGUGGACUAGACCUUAUUCUUUUAAAUUAAGAAAAACACAAGUACUAGCCCGUAUUAAAAAUGAGAAUGCUGUUCAAGUCUUAUUUUAAAGUAGUAGACAGUUUUUAGUGAUACAUACAUUAGUAAAUGUCAUUAUCCUCAUUAAGGAUAUGACUUGAAUUCACUAUUUAAAGUGGAAUUUACUAAAUUACAGAAUUAUAAUACGUCUUUGAUAUUCAGUAGAAACUGGUUUUUGUUAAAGCUAAAUAUUUUUACUGCUAAAAUUUACUUAUCUGUAUAGCUUAUUUAAAGAAAUAUUUACUGUUGAUUAAUGAAAUCACGUUCACGCCUAUAUUUACAUACAAGUCGCUUAAAAGCUUAGUCAUAGGGAAUUGAAGUGAAUGUAGUGUGAGUCACUCCAUUACCAUUGUUUGUGAUUUCACUGUAUCACAAUCCUUUGAAUAUGGUUUCAUGUGAAUAUUUUCAUUAUGUUUAAAAUAUAUCUUUCAUCAAAAUAGUAAUAACUCACAUUUAUUUAUGAUUAAAAUGUAUCUUCUAAUAAAUUAAGAAGCCAAUAGUAGUACAUAAACGAAAUCUCUAGACUAUAGAAUCUUAGAAAACAUCUUUGUUUUGGUAAUAUUAUCUCUGUAGUACAUCUUGAACAGUCUGACUUUAUAUCGACUUGUUCAAAAUUUCUUGUUAUAAAGUUCACACUAGACAUAAAGAUGGGUAAUCAAAUAAUAUCGAUAGUUCUCAUACAACAUAAGUGAUAAAUACAAAGCAGUAUAUUUACAAUCCAUAAUGAGUAUCUGUUGUCCAUAAUAAACUAUAUUAACUAGAUGUAUUAUGUUAAUUUUAGAAAUAAGGUUUAUGCUUUCCGCAACAAGAAUGCUUAACAUGAAUUAAACUAGAUUUAUUAAUUUUUAAUAGCUAACAAUCUUGAACUUCUAUUAGUGAGGAAAAGGGUUAAUUGAAUUUAGAACAUUUCUAAUUUCAUUAUUGGAAGUAAGGGAUUAUAACUAAAUAUGCGUAACCUAAAUUAUUAGGUUAAUUUAAAAUUAAUUUCCUUUUAUUAUGUUAAUUCAGAUUCCAUAAAAUAGGAUUCUACAUUUAAUUAAUGAACAAUACGAAAAUAAUUUGAACUGAUCAACAUUAAAGAUCAUAAUUUGUCGAAUUAAUCAAUUAGUACUUUUAGCAAAAUAAAUACAUGAAGAUGAUGUAUUGGUUAUUUUUAUAAAUUCAUUGACUUGAUUAACCACAAAGAUUAUUAAUUGUAUAUGCUUAAAAUAAAAUCAUGAAUUAAAUUGAUUUCCAAAUGAAGGAUUUCCCAAGAAUAUAUGCAAUAGAGAUGAGUUCCGGUUGCAGAAUUGUUGGAUUGUGUACACUAUUAGUAUUCCAGAAGUAAAACAUUUAAUUGUAAAUUGUAUGAAUAUACUUCGCCAUCAUACAUAAGAAAUUUAUUAUAAUCGUAAAUCCGAUUACAAGGCAUAAUGGAACCAUCUAUCCGAAUAUUUCAAAAACAUCACAGUUGAUAAAAAAUCCUCCUUCAGAGUUAUUUUUCACCUUCAAAUAGCGUUCUACCUCUUUUUCCCAGACAAUUUAUUGAAUGAUUCGUAUCUGAAUUUCCG